Molecule: messenger RNA, 1269 nt
Organism: Limanda limanda (common dab)
Lineage: Eukaryota; Metazoa; Chordata; Actinopteri; Pleuronectiformes; Pleuronectidae
Gene: rhbdl3
Product: rhomboid, veinlet-like 3 (Drosophila)
Exons: 9
Coding region: 1-1269 (422 amino acids)
Cellular component (GO): membrane
Molecular function (GO): calcium ion binding; serine-type endopeptidase activity
Source: RefSeq, a predicted model, not a curated record
AUGGAGACGAGCAGCCCGAGGAUGACGGCCGGCCCCCGGGAGGCGCAAGUGAACUGCUCCCCGGCGGUGGCGGCCAACGCGGAGGGAGAGGAGAUCGAGGUUUUGGAAAGUACCGACGUCCUUCCAGUGGCUCCAGAGGACCAAUGGAAGUCUCUGUUUGACAAGUAUGACCCAGAGAACUCGGGCUUCAUCAGUACAGACCGAUUCAGGGACCUUCUGGCGGCACACGGCUCCGAGCUUGACCCCCACAAACUGGAAGUCCUGUUGGCCCUCACCAAUGGAAACGCUGAUGGCAAAAUCUGCUACCAGGACUUUGUAAACCUCUCUCUCCCUUCCUCCUAUCUCCAGAUGAGUAACAAGCGCUCCAACAGUUUCCGGCGGGCCAUCCUGCAGGGGAGCAGGCAGCUGAAAGGCUGCAGUCUCAGGGAUGAGGUUGGCCUGGGGCUCUCGCAGCGGCUGGUCCGACACGUCGCCUACGAGACGCUGCCGCGUGAGGUCGACCGCAAGUGGUACUUUGACAGCUACACCUACUGCCCCCCGCCGCUGCUCAUUCUGGCGAUCACCAUCGCUGAGGUAGCCGUGUUCAUGUACUACGGGCUCCAGCUGGAACGCUUGGUCCUGCAGGUGUCCAGCCCGUCAUUCCUAAAGAGCCCCUUACCCUACCACCCCCAGCUACGAGCCCAGGCCUGGAGGUACCUCAGCUACAGCUUCAUGCACACUGGCAUUGAACACCUAAGCCUCAACAUGGCCAUGCAGCUGCUGGUGGGAGUCCCAUUAGAAAUGGUCCACGGGGCCCUGAGGAUCGGACUGGUCUACGUGUGUGGUGUGCUGGCAGGAUCAUUGGCGGUGUCCGUCACAGAUAUGACGGCUCCAGUGGUCGGGUCAUCUGGGGGAGUGUACGCACUGGUCUCAGCACACUUGGCUAAUGUUGUAAUGAACUGGUCGGGAAUGAAGUGUCAGUUUAAGCUGUUCCGGAUGGCAAUGGCUCUGGUGUGCAUGAGUGUCGAGUUUGGUCGGGCGGUGUGGUUGCGGUUCUACCCGCCGGCCUUUCCUCCCUGCCCCAACCCCAGCUUUGUAGCACACCUGGGAGGGGUGGUGGUCGGCCUGACACUGGGCGUGGUGGUCCUGCAGAACUACGAGCAGCGGCUCCAGGAACAGUCCCUGUUUUGGAUCUUUUUCUGCGUCUACACCCUGUUUGUUCUUUGCGCCGUCUUUUGGAACAUUUUCGCCUACAGCUUGCUGGAUGUGCGACUGCCACCGCCGCCGUGA